Molecule: messenger RNA, 981 nt
Organism: Diversispora eburnea
Lineage: Eukaryota; Fungi; Glomeromycota; Glomeromycetes; Diversisporales; Diversisporaceae
Source: the annotation of a GenBank genome assembly
AUGUCUUCAGGAAAGAAAGUAUCAUUUUCGGCAGGUACUCAAGUUAAUGAAAUUAAUGGUAGUGGGGGAAUUAAAACUAUUCAGCCUUUAGAUAUACAACAAAUGCAAUCUAAUCAUGCUAAGACAUAUCCCCUCGGAAAUAGUCCUCACGGAUUUUACAGUGGUAUGAUGAAUUUUUUUGGAGUGUUAUGCGGAACAUUGGGAUCGAUUCCAUCAUGUUGUUGUUUCCCUAAUCCUUACAAAAGUGUUGAUCAAGGUUACGUAGGAUUGAUUUCACGAUUUGGGCAAUUUUACAAAUCUGUUGAUCCGGGGUUGGUCAAAGUAAAUGUCUUUACGGAAAAACUCGAGAAAGUUGAUGUCAUGAUCCAAGUCAUGAAUAUUCAGACACAAACAAUUAUGACAAAGGUGAUUAAUCCCUAUCAAGCUACCUUUGGUAUUACUAAUGUUCAAAAAGCCCUUUAUGAUCGUGUUUUAAUCAAGGAUAUUCAAUUCACACCGGGCUUACAAUCUUCCUUUUCUUCGGCGGCUAUGCAAAAGAGAAUUGGUGAGAGUAAAGUUAUAGCUGCUCAGGCUGAAGUUGAUUCUGCAAAAUUCAUGAAACAAGCUGCCGAACUUCUUAAUUCACCGACUGCAAUGCAAAUGCGAUACCUUGAAACAAUGGAUACAAUUUCAAAAUCUCCUGGCGCCAAAGUCAUCUUUAUGCCUUUCGGUUCAUCACAUGAUGGUAUUCCCGGACCAUCUACUAAUAGCGCUAGUAUGCUUAAUCUUGCAAAUGGAAUGAAAAUCAAAAAGAUUAAAGCAAAAAAUAAAAAGAGGAAAGUGAGAAGCGAGAAGGGAGUGGAGAGAGCAAAAAAAGUAAGGAACAAAGGAAAAGGUUUGAAAAGGGAAGGAGAAGGAAAUCGUCAGAAUUGUCCAUCGCCAAUGCCGAAAUCGCUGAAAUCACCAUUCUUAAGGGUAGAAAAUAUGAAGCGAAGCGAAUAG